CAGCCAAUGAAAGGAGCGGAUAAGGAGAGGAGGCGGAGGAUGGAGCUGCCAGACGUCGCGUUUUGGGGGAGGAGGAUGAGGAGGAUGGAGCAUCACAAACGCCCAUCAAAGUUUAACAAACGCCACCACAAGACAGCGCGAUCGCUCCAAAGAGGCCUGUUUCACCCGGCAAGCUUGGACGAACCCGACAGACAUGGAGACUUCCGCCACUUUGGGACCAGUUUGACCCACUUGUGAGUCCUCCAGACAAAAAAAUAAAUAUAUAUAUAUAUAUAUUUAUAUAUUAAUCUAGAAGCGCCGAGAUGGACCAAGCACCGAGUCCUCCUCCUAAAUCGACCCAGCACGAGCCCAUCAGCUUCGGUAUCGAUCAGAUCCUGGGAGCCGGUACUGAGUCAGACAACGGGUCCGGAAGACGUCGCGAUGUGAGCGGCGGGGACGGUUACUACAGUUUAACGAGCUCGAGCGGGACUAGCGCGCCUUCCUAUACGGCUCUGUCCAUCUCCCUGUCCGGCGUCAUGCCCCCGGUCGAGGCGUCGGGCACCUACGGAGAGAGAAGGAGUGUGGGAAGCCGAGGAGUGAUUCGAGUGCCGGCCCACAGACCGGCGACAGCCCCGGGACCGCAAGCUCCGGCUCAGAGUACAGUGCCCGGCUUUGGAGGGCUGUGUUUCCCCUGGAUAGGAAACCGGUUCGCUAAGGAAAGGAUAUCCGCAGCUCUGGUUCCAUUCUCGGUGACACGGCGGAUAGGCCACCCGUACCAGAACCGCACGCCCCCCAAAAGGAAAAAGCCCCGCACGUCCUUUUCAAGAGUGCAGAUAUGCGAGUUGGAGAAACGUUUCCACCGCCAGAAGUACCUGGCCAGUGCCGAGAGAGCAGCCCUGGCCAAGAGCCUCAAAAUGACCGACGCCCAGGUCAAAACCUGGUUCCAGAACCGCAGAACCAAGUGGAGGAGGCAGACGGCGGAAGAGCGGGAGGCGGAGCGCCAGCAGGCCAAUCGGCUCAUCCUGCAGCUGCAGCAGUCCGCCCUGCACAAGUCCCUGGGCGAAUCCGCCGUGUCCGACCCGCUGUGUGCUCACAACUCCUCCCUCUACGCCUUGCAGAACCUGCAGCCCUGGGCCGAGGACAGGGAAUAGAGACGUGACACCAGGUUUCCAAUCGAUGGGCGUCAUCUGUUAUUCCGAUUAGGACGACGAGAUCCGCUUUUUUGGGGCGGGGGGGCGGGGGGGGGGGGGGGCAUGUGAGGACUUUAAAUCUGCGAGUGAACUUUGAUUGAUGGGAAAUUGCAAGACUAACUGGUGAGAGGAUGGGGGACAUUUGAGCGGUGAAAUUGGACCUUGGAUAUUUUUGCGAGGGUGAGUGACGCCAAUCCCGAAGAAAAUAGGACUUCAUUUUUCACCUCUGAGACUUUUUCAUACAUCCCCCAGAAAUAAAAGAAUCGAAGGGGAUAAAAGUGCUCAAAAUAUUUCAUAACAUAGUCAUUGUCUUCCAAUGUGUAUUUGUCCUUUUUAUUAGGGAGAUUACGUGGCACCAGCCAAUAGAAUGUGUACAAGUGAGGUAUCACUCGAUAUCUCGUGAAAUCUCAUGAAUUUAAAGGACGCAUUGAAAGGUUAAACGAUCCUAUAGGCUCUGUUAUGAAAAAGUUAACAGCAAAUAAGGUAGUCAGACACAUGCACUAAAAUUUAGUGUGUCCUGUCAACCAAACAAAAAUAUAAUUCACGUAAAUGUUUUGAAUUGUACUGCACUUAAAGCCUCACUAGAGCUCAUUUAUCUAAUGAUUUAUCCCAUUUAUUUACAGGGCACCAACACAAUCACUUGUAUAUAUGACAUUCGGUGCGCCCAAAA
This is a messenger RNA of Hippocampus zosterae (dwarf seahorse), 1839 nucleotides long. Its product is annotated as T-cell leukemia homeobox protein 3-like. The record is from RefSeq and is a predicted model, not a curated record. Gene Ontology annotation, molecular function: RNA polymerase II cis-regulatory region sequence-specific DNA binding; DNA-binding transcription factor activity, RNA polymerase II-specific. NCBI's taxonomy places the organism in Eukaryota, Metazoa, Chordata, Actinopteri, Syngnathiformes, Syngnathidae. Gene Ontology annotation, cellular component: nucleus. Gene Ontology annotation, biological process: regulation of transcription by RNA polymerase II; animal organ development. The transcript has 3 exons. Bases 303 to 1130 code for a protein of 275 amino acids.